Bipolaris maydis ATCC 48331 is the source of this 1851-nucleotide messenger RNA. RefSeq names its product peptidase S8/S53 domain-containing protein. Gene Ontology annotation, biological process: proteolysis. The record is from RefSeq and is a predicted model, not a curated record. Gene Ontology annotation, molecular function: tripeptidyl-peptidase activity; serine-type endopeptidase activity. Lineage: Eukaryota; Fungi; Ascomycota; Dothideomycetes; Pleosporales; Pleosporaceae.
AUGAAGUACAACACACUCCUCACCGGCCUGCUGGCUGUUGCCCAUGGCAGUGCCGUUUCCGCUUCAACUACUUCACAUGUCGAGGGUGAAGUUGUCGAGCGACUUCAUGGCGUUCCUGAGGGUUGGAGUCAAGUGGGCGCCCCCAAUCCAGACCAGAAGCUGCGCUUUCGCAUCGCAGUACGCUCGGCGGAUAGCGAGCUGUUUGAGAGGACGCUUAUGGAGGUUUCUUCUCCCAGCCAUCCUCGCUACGGACAGCACCUAAAGCGACACGAACUCAAGGACCUCAUCAAACCGCGCGCCAAGUCAACUUCAAACAUCCUGAACUGGCUGCAAGAGUCUGGAAUUGAGGCCAGAGAUAUCCAGAACGAUGGCGAGUGGAUCAGCUUCUAUGCUCCGGUUAAACGUGCCGAGCAAAUGAUGAGCACUACAUUCAAGACCUAUCAGAACGAGGCCCGAGCGAAUAUCAAGAAGAUCCGCUCUCUAGACUACUCGGUGCCGAAGCACAUUCGAGAUGACAUCGACAUCAUCCAGCCUACGACUCGCUUCGGCCAGAUCCAACCGGAGCGUAGCCAAGUCUUUAGUCAAGAAGAGGUCCCAUUCUCAGCGCUUGUUGUCAAUGCGACGUGUAACAAGAAAAUCACUCCCGACUGCCUCGCCAACCUCUACAACUUCAAAGACUAUGAUGCCAGCGAUGCCAAUGUCACUAUCGGAGUCAGCGGCUUCCUGGAGCAAUAUGCUCGCUUUGACGACUUGAAGCAAUUCAUCAGCACUUUCCAACCAAAAGCAGCUGGUUCCACAUUCCAAGUUACAUCUGUCAAUGCAGGGCCUUUUGACCAGAACUCGACAGCCAGCAGUGUUGAAGCCAAUCUUGACAUUCAGUACACAACAGGUCUUGUUGCGCCCGACAUUGAAACCCGCUACUUCACUGUUCCCGGUCGCGGUAUCCUGAUCCCUGAUCUGGACCAGCCUACGGAGAGCGACAACGCUAAUGAGCCGUAUCUGGAUUACUUUACAUAUCUUAAUAACCUCGAAGACGAAGAACUCCCCGACGUGCUGACCACAUCUUACGGCGAGAGCGAGCAGAGUGUACCCGCCGAAUAUGCAAAAAAGGUGUGCAAUUUGAUCGGCCAGUUGGGUGCUCGUGGUGUGUCCGUCAUCUUCUCCAGCGGUGAUACUGGCCCUGGCUCUGCAUGCCAAACCAAUGAUGGAAAAAACACGACACGUUUCUUGCCCAUCUUCCCUGCUUCUUGCCCCUACGUCACUUCGGUUGGCGGCACUGUUGGUGUUGAGCCCGAAAAGGCUGUCAGCUUCUCUUCGGGCGGCUUUUCUGACCUAUGGCCUCGACCCGCUUAUCAAGAGAAGGCCGUAUCAGAAUAUCUUGAAAAGCUCGGAGACCGCUGGAACGGGCUUUACAACCCUCAAGGACGCGGAUUUCCUGAUGUAGCUGCUCAGGGCCAAGGCUUCCAGGUGUUUGACAAGGGCAGGCUGAUUUCGGUCGGAGGAACGAGCGCUUCAGCUCCUGUUUUCGCAUCCGUAGUCGCACUCCUGAACAAUGCUCGCAAGGCUGCCGGCAUGUCUUCACUCGGCUUCUUGAACCCAUGGAUCUACGAGCAAGGCUACAAGGGCUUGACCGAUAUCGUUGCUGGAGGCUCGACAGGAUGCACAGGAAGAUCCAUCUAUUCAGGCCUCCCAGCACCACUCGUGCCGUAUGCUUCUUGGAAUGCCACCGAAGGAUGGGAUCCGGUGACGGGCUAUGGUACACCUGAUUUCAAGCAAUUGCUCACCCUCGCGACGGCACCCAAGUCUGGCGAGCGUCGCGUUCGUCGUGGCGGUCUCGGUGGCCAGGCUUAG